AUGCGCCUAGAGUGCCCUGUUAGGGUGAAUGAGAAUGAGGUGGUUAAGGAGUGUCCAGCGUGUAUCCUAUCUGGAGGCGGUGAGAAGAUUGGAAGUAACGAAUGGCGGGGAAGAAACAAUGGUAAUAGAGCCACCACGACCAGUGAAGGUUUCUCAUCAACCGAGGGAUAGUGAAAUACUACAUGUUAAAAAGGUGGACUUUGUAUUAUUUAUUGCAAUGGUCAUAAACCGUACAGCACACGUGGAGAAGAAGUCUAAGAAAAUUGGAAUCAUUGUGAAUGCAGCUGAACGUUUUUUGGGUCUUUGUGAUUUCACGGCCGUGCAAGAAAUCCUGUCAGUGAAUGGACCGCCAUCUGUGUAGGGAUGUAUUUUGGAGUGGACUGUGAUUGAAGAAGUGGGAUGGGUUUUCUUAGUUGACCUGUUUUAUUUUUUAUGAUGUCGUUUUGUCGCAAUGUUUUUUAAAGUUUCUUAUUCAAUACACCAGCCAGCUGGUGGCGAUAAUGAACCAUUAACAUUGGAUGACAACCGCCGCUAAACCCCAUCGAAUAAGAAGCAUGUGCUGUCGCGAAAUCAGGAUUGUCGAAUGACACUAAAGUACUGUAGCCUACUCCGGUUUACUUUUGUGUAUUAUAUUAUAGUCUACACAUCCAAGAGUCACUCUCAUUGAACAAAGACUCAAACGGGUAGGUAACAUGUCCAUAUUUGAUUUAUUCUGUUAUAAUGCUGUAUGCUAUGUUGUGUUGGCGCUGUAUUAUCAGUUUCCUUCUGAGAUAGCCUGUGAGAAUGCCUGUAGAUCUUUUGUCACUAACAACAACAUUAACUGAAUCUUUAUCUCACUUUUAGCUAGUUGAAUCCAAGAAAAUGGUGGCUGGUGAGUAUAGUUCAUUGUUUGGGGUUAGUUUUGGCAAGGUAACUGCUUUGUCAAGAAAAAUAUUGCAUUAGUUUAGUUAACCAUAAUGAUGAUGACCUAUGUACUGAAUGCUUGUUUCUCUAUUUAGUAUCGGUGAUUGCCAUGGCAGUUGGAACUGGUAAAGUGUCCUUUUACCAAUUCUUCUAAGAAUGAAUAGCCUACAGAUACAUGACUGUAAAAAGGGCUAGCUGGAGCCAUCUGAGCGGUUGGCCUUAGAUGCCCUCACCAAUUAGUGACUUAAUGCUGACUCUACUUUGGUCUGACCCCACUACAGGCGGUCCGGCAAGAACCAGGCAGAUGUGUUCAUAUCCAGAGUUUUACCACCACCCAUAGUAUUAACACACAGACACACUCUUCAUUUAUUUAGAAAUAUACUUUUUCUAAACGGAAUAACUAACUUUUGAGGUAUGACAUGCUGUAUGUGAACCUAACAGUUGGAUAUUAAAUAUUACCCAUCUAAGAGAGAAGUUGUUGGGCUCAUCCUUAUAUCCAUGCCUUCCAGUACUAUUAGUAACUAAGCAUCGUUUAGCAGCACAAAACCCCCAACAGUAGGCCCAACUAUUCCUGCCAUCCAGGACCUCUAUACCAGGCGGUGUCAGAGGAAGGCCCUCAAAAUUGUCAGACUCCAGCCACCCUAGUCAUAGACUGUUCUCUCUGCUACCGCACGGCAAGCGGUACCGGAGUGCCAAGUCUAGGUCCAAAAGACUUCUCAACAGCUUCUACCCCCAAGCCAUAAGACUCCUGAACAGCUAAUCAUGGCUACCCGGACUAUUUGCACUGCCCCCCCCACCCCAUCCUUUUUACGCUGCUGCUACUCUGUUAAUUAUUUAUGCAUAGUCACUUUAACUCUACCCACAUGUACAUAUUACCUCAACUACCUCAACUAGCCGGUUUUACUUCUGCUCUUUUUUUCUCAAUACUUUUUUGUUGUUGUUGUUUUAUCUUUACCUUUCUUGUUAAAAAUAAAUGCACUGUUGGUUAAGGGCUGUAAGUAAGCAUUUCACUGUAAUGUCUGCACCUGUUGUAUUCGGCGCAUGUGACCAAUAAAAUUUGAUUUGAUUUGAUUUGAACUCACUUUCUUAGACGCACGCACAAUCUUCCUAGUGAACAGUCAACUUGGUCACCAGCCAAAACUUGCGUUGUCUUCUUCCGAUUAAAACACUCUGACCUGGGGUGGAAGGGGUCAGUCCAAGUGUCCAUUCGGGCAAGUUGAUUGUUGGAAACCAGGAGGCUAAGAUAGACAGCUGAGAAGGGAAGAAGUGACUUGCACAUGGCUUUUAUUUGAUAUAUAUAUAUAUAUAUAUAUAUAUAUAUAUAUAUACUUACAAUGAGGGGAUUCAAUUAAUCUGGCCCGAGCACCUGGGUAGGUGUGUUUUGCACCGGGUGAAAGUUGAUUGCAUUCGUUUUGGAACCGGGCUGCUUCCUGGGCGUGAGCCAGGUGCCCCGUUCAAAGCCCAUGGCCAUGUCAUCUCAAAACAAUAUUGACGUAAUUAAGCACAUGGAGUAAUGAGUAUGAUUCUGUGUUUUCACAUGUACAAUUGAUUUGCUUUUGAUAAAAAUGCUUUAUCUGCCUUCCAAAUGAAAAGUAAUUUGAAAAUUCUAACAUAUAUGUUGUAUGUUUCUGGACGAUGCACCAUGCUGCUUUGUUGACAACAUAAGAGUGCCGCAAAUUACUGUUCAAUUUAAGAAGGGCGCUCCUCCCUCACCGCUUUUGCCCGUUCACGUCACGGGCCAUAGACUGGUGGCCCGUGACUCAGCAUAAUGGAAUCCUGAUAUUUGUUACUACAAAACUCCAAUGUCAAAACAAAUGUUUGUCACUUUAUUACAAUUUAAACAACAGAAUGGGGAGACAUGUCUACAAUCUGCAUUCUGCACUAUAAUUUUGCCCUCGUGCACAUGACAGUAGUGCCAUAUCUGCUUAUGGGAGGUGUGACCCAGAACUCCUGUGUUUUUGUUUGCUUGUUGAAAGGUUUGUUGUUUGGGCCUGACAGGUACAGCUGCAAUGCUCAUGGCCCCUGUUGCUUUGGGAGUGAUGGGGUUUGGUGCUGGUGGGGUUGCAGCUGGAUCAACCGCAGCAGGCAUGAUGUCUUCUGCAGCCGUGGCCAAUGGAGGUGGGGUAGCAGCAGGGAGCCUUGUUGCUGCUCUACAGUCAGCAGGUAAAGAUGACAAGAAAUUGAAUUUUUCAAUGUAAUGUAAACUAAAUUCAUCAGGACAGUCUUGUGGUUCUGUCAUGAUUUUAACUAGUGUGUUUGACAUAAAUAGGCCUAAUCUGGUUGCUGUUCCUCUAGGAGCUGCAGGACUCACUAGUGUGGCCACAGUGUUUGUGGGAAGUGUAGGAGCGGCAGCCGGUGGAGCGGUGGGAUGGGUGACGUCGAAGUUCAGGGGGUGA
Coregonus sp. 'balchen' is the source of this 3299-nucleotide messenger RNA. The record is from the annotation of a GenBank genome assembly. Lineage: Eukaryota; Metazoa; Chordata; Actinopteri; Salmoniformes; Salmonidae.